Molecule: messenger RNA, 2102 nt
Organism: Lolium perenne
Lineage: Eukaryota; Viridiplantae; Streptophyta; Magnoliopsida; Poales; Poaceae
Product: metal transporter Nramp3
Biological process (GO): iron ion transmembrane transport; manganese ion transport
Cellular component (GO): plasma membrane
Molecular function (GO): cadmium ion transmembrane transporter activity; manganese ion transmembrane transporter activity
Source: RefSeq, a predicted model, not a curated record
CCGUGCCGCCACCAGGACAAAACCUACUCGGAUUGGACUCCGUUGGACCACGCGACCGAGAAGCCCCGGCGACUCCUUUUCUGCUCCUGUCAGAGGCGAGCGGGAGAAGAAGAGCCGGCGACGACGACGUCUCCGCCGCGCCCGCUCUCUUGCCCCAGCAACAGCAGCUCCACGGCUUUGAGCAUCAUUGGGAGAGAGUAAGAUGAGUGGCCCGAGGCAAUGCUCGUCGCAGCCGCAGUUUAUGACUAGCGCCGGGAACAAUAACCUCUCCAAUGGAGCCGGCACCCCUCUUAUCGACACCAUAGAUGUUGAUCAGAUUGUUAUUUCUGAGAAAACUAGUUGGAAGAACUUAUUUUCAUACAUAGGGCCCGGAUUUCUCGUCUCUAUUGCGUAUAUUGAUCCUGGCAAUUUCGAGACGGACCUACAGGCUGGAGCACAUUACAAAUAUGAGCUUCUUUGGAUCAUACUUAUUGCGUCCUGUGCUGCACUUGUAAUCCAGUCACUUGCUGCCAGCCUAGGGGUUGUGACUGGGAAGCAUCUUGCUGAGCACUGCAGGGCUGAAUAUCCCAAGGUCACAAAUUUCAUCUUAUGGAUUCUCGCAGAACUGGCUGUAGUUGCAUGCGACAUCCCUGAAGUGAUUGGAACUGCUUUUGCUUUGAACAUGCUCUUCAAAAUCCCAAUAUGGUGCGGUGUUCUCAUAACUGGGCUCAGCACUCUGAUGCUCCUGUUCCUACAACAAUAUGGGGUCCGUAAAUUGGAAUUUCUGAUAGCAUUUCUGGUAUUCUUAAUAGCAACAUGCUUCUUGGUUGAACUUGGAUAUUCUAAACCAAAUUCUUCAGAAGUUGUGAGGGGUCUUUUUGUUCCUGAAAUUAAAGGAAAUGGAGCUACAGGUCUUGCUAUCUCACUACUUGGUGCUAUGGUGAUGCCGCACAAUCUUUUUCUCCACUCAGCAUUGGUACUAUCAAGAAAAGUGCCACGAUCAGUUCAUGGGAUUAAAGAAGCCUGUAGAUUCUAUAUGAUUGAAAGUGCAUUUGCCCUCACAGUAGCCUUUCUGAUCAACAUAUCUAUCAUAUCUGUUAGUGGUGCAGUCUGCAGUUCAGAUAAUUUGAACCCUGAAGAUCAGAUGAACUGCAAAGAUCUAGAUCUUAACAAAGCUUCAUUCUUGUUAAAGAAUGUCCUUGGAAAUUGGAGCUCAAAGGUGUUUGCAAUAGCAUUGUUGGCAUCUGGCCAGAGUUCCACAAUUACUGGAACUUAUGCGGGACAAUAUGUCAUGCAGGGGUUUCUGGAUCUUCGAAUGACGCCCUGGUUAAGGAACCUUCUAACUAGGUCCUUGGCAAUUGUGCCUAGUCUGAUUGUGUCACUAAUUGGUGGCUCCUCAGCAGCUGGGCAGUUGAUUAUCAUUGCAUCGAUGAUACUAUCCUUUGAGCUUCCAUUUGCUCUAGUACCACUCCUUAAAUUCACUAGUAGCAAAACAAAGAUGGGACAGCACACAAAUUCAAGAUUCAUUACUGUGCUAACAUGGGUGAUCGGUUCUUUUAUCAUGAUCAUCAACAUAUAUUUCCUGAUAACAAGCUUUGUGAAGCUCCUCCUCCACAGUGGAAUGUCCACAGUAUCCCAAGUAUUCGCAGGAAUCUUUGGGUUCCUCGGCAUGCUCAUAUAUAUCGCUGCGAUUCUCUACCUCGUCUUCCGAAAGAACAGGAAGUGCACCUUGCCAUUGCUCAAAAAUGAUUCCAUGCCCGGGGGCGCAGUCCAUGCCGAGGGAGAAGGUUCUCAGCUGGGUCAUCUUCCCCGGGAGGAUAUCUCCAGCAUGCAGCUUCCCCAUGAGCGGCCUGCGUCUGAUCUGGACUAGAUGUAGUAGCCGCAAUGAGGAAACUAUAUAUUGUUUCUGAUGAGGACGGUGCAGUAGCUGCAUAGCUGAAGAGCUAGAUGUCAGGUAUUGACGUAGAUAAUCCUAGUGGCUUAUAUAGUGGUAAAAUUAAACCUUUCAAUCGAAAAGGGAUAGAUAGUAGCGGCAAAUAAUAUUUACCGUAUCAUCGAUUCUAUACAAGUGGAUUGUUAUUAUCUAAAAUUCUCUAUAAAGGAAUAAAAAGAUUUUUGCAACA